Molecule: messenger RNA, 676 nt
Organism: Alnus glutinosa
Lineage: Eukaryota; Viridiplantae; Streptophyta; Magnoliopsida; Fagales; Betulaceae
Exons: 1
Coding region: 83-319 (78 amino acids)
Source: RefSeq, a predicted model, not a curated record
AAACUUGAUCUCUCUGAUAUUUUCCGAUAUCUGUUUCUUGGUAUUUCUGUUCUCACUUUUAACACUAGUUGCUGCAACCAAUAUGAAGAGUGGGAUUGGUCAUCCAAAAAAAAGUAGGAAUCGUAGGACGCAUAGCAAUCCUUGCCGGUGCAAGGUGGUCGGCCCGACUCUUGGCUUCGUGGCGUUUGCGGUGGCUGGUAUUGUGGAGUGGCCGGUGGGGGCUUUGGUCUAUUGCUUUCGCCACAUGAAGGGCCGCCGCAUCAUGGCUCAUCCAGCCACCGUUGUUUACCCAACCGUCUCCAAUGCAAUUCCGAUUUGAUAACUUCUUAAUUAGUUACUAAAAGCCGCUUGUGUUAACUGUUAAAUCGGUGUCGAUCUUAAUGUGUUAAAGUGCGUAAGCUGUGUGUCUCUGUGUGUGUUUUUUUUUAAUUUAUUUACCUUUUAUAAUCGUCUAUCCAAGGCUUUAUCCCAAUUAGAUUUUCGGAACCACGUACAAAACGUUCCUUUAUAUGGAUAGGAUAAUGUUAGAGAGGCCAAGUGCUAGAAACUUAGACCUGGCAUCUCCAUAAUGACCAAUCGAUCCAACUCUUCGGAUUAUGUUUUUUCUUUUUCUUUUCUUAUUUUGUUCUGUUUUAAUUCGCUUAUCAUGAAUUAUGAUGAUACCGGUUUGUUACUA